AUGUCCUUCGAGGCUAAGGACAACGGCUUCAAGAAGCACAACAACGGACGCGGCGGCAGGGGAGGCUCUGGAUUCUCUGGACGUCCGGAUCGCAGCACUUGGGAGACCAACAAAAACGACGGCGAGGGCGGCGGUGAUGGAGGCGGCUUCAAGAAGAUUGGCGAUCGCAAGAGCUUCGGAGGCUUUGACAACAACCAGCGAGGAGGCCGAGGCGGCGGUGGUCGUGGAGGUGGCGGCCGUGGAGGCGGUGGUGGCUUCGGCGGUCGUGGAGGUGGCGGCCGCGGAGGCGGUGGUGGCUUCGGCUCGAAGUGA
Molecule: messenger RNA, 312 nt
Organism: Drosophila takahashii
Lineage: Eukaryota; Metazoa; Arthropoda; Insecta; Diptera; Drosophilidae
Product: rRNA 2'-O-methyltransferase fibrillarin-like
Source: RefSeq, a predicted model, not a curated record